Messenger RNA from Penicillium canescens, 882 nucleotides. RefSeq names its product SGNH/GDSL hydrolase family protein. Bases 1 to 882 code for a protein of 293 amino acids. The record is from RefSeq and is a predicted model, not a curated record. Lineage: Eukaryota; Fungi; Ascomycota; Eurotiomycetes; Eurotiales; Aspergillaceae. The transcript has 5 exons. Gene Ontology annotation, molecular function: hydrolase activity, acting on ester bonds.
AUGAAGCAUCUUAUUAGUAUUAUGGCCGGUGUCGGCGUAGUUGCCGCAGGGCCUUUGCAACACCGAACUACACAGACUUAUUUCUUUACGUUCGGGGACUCCUAUACCCAGAGCAACUUUGAUGUCAAUGGCACACAGCCCUCUGCUUCAAACCCAAUGGGGAAUCCAACUAUAGGGACUGGCACAUCGAGUGGUGGUCUCAACUGGGUAGAAUACCUGACCACAAUUGACAAUGCCUCAUUGGUACUCAGCUACAAUCUCGCUAUUGGAGGAGCGACAAUUGACAAUCGAAUUGUCAGUGCCCCAUACGUAGAUAUGACAACGCAGGUUGGUUCCUUUGAGACUUCAUACAGUCAGAAGCCAGCAUCUGCGCCGUGGUCUGCGAGCGAUACAGUCUUUGGGUUUUGGAUUGGAAUUAACGACAUUGGUUGGGCCUACUCAAGCAACGAUGCCAGCGUCGUGGUUCCCAAACUGAUGGCGCAGUAUAAAUCUCUUAUUGAAGAGAUAUACUCAAAUGGCGGGCGCAAGUUCUUGUUCCUCAAUGUACCUCCCACGAGUCGAAGCCCGCUCUUUCUUGACCAGGGGACGGACGUGGUAAACGCUCACGCUGCAUGGGUCACAGCUUACAACAAAGGCCUCCAAUCAAUGAUCAAGAGCUUCAAGUCAAAACACAGUGGCACCACCACCGUCCUUUACGAUACCUGGAGCUUCAUGACGAAGAUCCUCGACAGUCCUCAGGAGUAUGGAUACCCGAAUGCCACCUGCAUCAAUGAAGACGGAGUUUCUUGUAUCUGGUAUAAUAACUACCACCCGGGCCAGAAGUAUCACCAGCUGCAGGCGGCAGAUAUGAAACAGCACCUCAAGCCUCUCGGUGCGUGGUAG